This is a messenger RNA of Entamoeba invadens IP1, 1113 nucleotides long. RefSeq lists its product as hypothetical. Lineage: Eukaryota; Evosea; Mastigamoebida; Endamoebidae. Gene Ontology annotation, cellular component: checkpoint clamp complex. The record is from RefSeq and is a predicted model, not a curated record. The transcript is spliced from 2 exons. Gene Ontology annotation, biological process: DNA repair; DNA damage checkpoint signaling. Bases 1 to 1113 code for a protein of 370 amino acids.
AUGUCUCUGUUGAAUGGGAGUUACACCUCACAAGAUUUACUCGACAGGAACAUAUCCAGUUUAAACCCAAAGUCGUCACUCUUCCAACAACCGUCGGGUGUUACCAUCUCUCUGACGGAGCCAUUGAUGACAUUUUCGACGACAAACACGCGAAUGUUAUUUGUCACUCUUCAAUUGUUGAUAUCAAAAGAUAGAAAAGACAGUCAAGACCAAUUGGCAACACUUUGGGCAGACAAGGAUGGGUUUAAAAUAGUAGUUGAAGAGAGAGGAGUGUUUCAGUGUAUUGUCAUGUUGAUGCCGGAUCUUUUUAAUAUUGCCUAUGACAUCCCAUCUGAAGUCCCUGAAAUAGUCACACACAUCCCUUUAAAACUUUUUGUCUCCUUCUUCGAAUUAGUCCAAGUCAGCGACCAAGACAAUUUGGAUAUCUUCAUCUUCCCUUCCGGUCAUGUCUUACUUCACAUGAAAGCAAAGACUUUGACUUCGAAGAUGAAAAUCCCUAACUGCUCCCCCCAUGGCUCUCGGGGAGAAACUUUUGACUUGAACACACAUCCAACCGCUCUCUAUUUCAAAUGCUCUCCUCAAACAUUAUUACCUUCUUUUAAAUCAUUCGAAUGGAAUCAUCAAUAUAUUACUUUAACUGCUAAGGUCGCUGACAACACUCUCACAAUAGCUUCGAGUGCACAAGGAGACUCCGUAACAACCGUCUAUUCAAAGGAGUGUUUCGAUGAGUUUGAGUGCAACAACACAUUUACUGCCCGGUAUCGCAUGGGGUACUUUAAACGAAUCAAAAAGGUACUUGAGAAGUCGAAGCAAGUGGUCAUGAUAAUUAACAGCAACAAAUUGUUGUAUAUCGAAUUUAUUAUCGAGCCAGAGGCAAAUAAGACCAACGCGCCGUCGUCUGAGAUUGCGUUCUAUAUCUCCGCACAGAUUGAUGAUGUAGACGGAUCAGCUAUUGCAGACAAUAACGGUAACGAAAAUCAGAACGAAAGCGACGAGGAAAAGAACGACGAGAAUAAAAAUAAGAUGGAAGAGGACGUCGAGGUCGUCAAAAAGGAAGAAGAGAGGGACGACGAAAAAACACUCAUCGACAAUUACAGACUUUAUGACGACUAA